GUUCAUGGCUUUGAUGUAUUUUAUUUAAACGCAUUCUAGAGUAUACGCAUGCGCGGUUCAUCCACAGGUGUAGACUAGAGCCCUUUGCUGCGCUCAUAUUCGUGCUCGUCCGGCCGGAGGGGAGAAGGGGAUAGGACAGGAGAUGAGACCAGAACUGGGAGAUAGGGGGAGAAGGAGAGGCGAGAGUCACUUGUGCUCGAAACAGGCCCGUUAUCUGUCAGGCUGCACCGUUCCAUGUCUCGCGAGAGAAGGCGCGCUCGCUUGACGAGAUCUGAGGGGCUCAGGUGUUAGAGCACUUCUCAUCCCUCGCGCUGCCGAGCGGCAGACAGACACGCGCGACCAAGAGACUGCAGGCAUCUCCGCUGCAUCUCGUGGGCUCGAAGCUGCGCAUCAUUACCGCCGGACACACACUCACACACACAUACCCACACACCGAAAGGGGAUUUGUUUAUUGGAGUUGUUUUUUUGACAGUUCCUUUGCUGUUGUUGUUUUCUCCCCUCGACUCUCGGGCACUUUAUCUAUUUGGUUUUGAAGAGGAGAAGCUCGCAAACAUGAUGUCCAUGAACAGUAAACAGGCACAUUUCGCCAUGCAUCCGUCCUUACCGGAGCACAAGUACACGACUCUGCAUUCCAGCUCAGAAGCCAUCCGAAGAGCCUGUCUGCAAACUCCACAGCUGCAGAACAACAUAUUCGCAAGUCUGGAUGAAACUCUGUUGGCCCGUGCCGAAGCUCUGGCGGCUGUGGACAUCGCGGUGUCUCAGGGCAAGACUCACCCAUUCAAGCCGGACGCGACCUACCACACCAUGAACAGCGUGCCAUGCUCCUCUACCUCCACUGUGCCACUGGCCCAUCACCAUCAUCACCACCACCACCAUCCCCACCAGAACCUGGAACCUCCGGACCUCAUGGACCAUAUCAACUCCCAGUCGCUUAGCCUCAUGACCAGCGCGCACGACGGGGCCGGAGGUGGCGGCGGUGGGGGCGGCGGGGGUCUGAUCUCCACCUCGGCUCACCCACACUCGCACAUGCACGGCUUGAGCCACCUCUCUCAUCAGGCUGCUAUGAACAUGAAUUCGCCCCUGACACAUCACGGGCUCUUGCCCGGACACCAUGGUGGUGGUCAGGGCGCACCGGGACUCAACAAUGGACUGCCCUCAAUCACUGACUCGGACACAGACCCAAGGGAGCUAGAGGCUUUUGCGGAGCGUUUCAAACAGAGACGAAUCAAGCUCGGGGUUACCCAGGCGGACGUUGGCGGUGCCCUAGCUAACCUGAAAAUUCCCGGUGUGGGCUCGCUAAGCCAAAGUACCAUUUGUCGAUUCGAAUCGUUAACUCUGUCGCAUAACAAUAUGAUCGCACUCAAACCCAUUCUACAGGCAUGGCUGGAAGAGGCCGAGGGUGCCCAGAGAGAGAAAAUGAACAAACCCGACCUUUUUAAUGGAAGCGAGAAGAAGCGAAAGAGAACGUCAAUAGCAGCACCAGAGAAACGUUCUUUGGAGGCUUACUUUGCCGUGCAACCCCGGCCGUCCUCUGAGAAGAUAGCGGCGAUAGCAGAAAAAUUGGACCUGAAAAAGAACGUUGUGCGAGUAUGGUUUUGCAACCAAAGACAAAAACAAAAGCGGUUGAAGUUUUCGGCAGCCCACUGAUGGAUGAACACGUGUUGUUUGGACUGCAUUUGGGGACCAAGGAACAUACACACAAACAUCGUUUUCAGUCUGCUUUUGACGCGGAAGAAUUUCAAAGCGGUGUGGCUACAGACAAAUGAUUCUUACUCGGUUUUGUGAAGUUUGAUAAUCCCACCGAUUUAUUUUCACGAAACUGGUGAAUGUGAAGUAUGCAAAUAACAGGUAAUCCAGACCAACUAAUUUCACAGUUGCUCUGGCUAUACACAUACAGUCCUAGUGAUCUCUGCCUUUUGGAGAAAAAAAAACAUUGCGAUACGAAAUGAAGUUAAGCUUUACUUUUAUCGAGUUACUUUUUUCCAGUAACGCAUAUUUUAAAUGAUCAAAACAGCCAUGGAAGGAUUACCUCAUUGUUUAGCGCUAUAUGUUGUUUUACUAAUUUAUGUAUUUAUUUAUUUAUUUAUUUACUGAAAUAUGUAUGUAUUUAUUUAUCUGUUUGUAAAAGCGUUCAGAUGCUACUGAGUUUGGAUAUGCCCGAAAGCAGGCUCCAUAUUAUCAGUCUUAACCAAUUAUCAACGAGUUCUCUCAUUUGGUGUUCCAAAGGUCUGUCUCACUAGAGAAUAACAAAUAAAAAGGCACGGCAGAAGAGAUAGAAUAUAAGUCCCUUUCCUACUCUGAGGGCAAACUGAGGUUGGCCAUCACCACCCGUGUUUAUUUUGAAUUUGCACUGAAAUUUACUGUUUAGAUUGGUUAGAUUAUAUUCGAUUCUUUGUGUAUAUACAAAUGAUAACACUUGCUCACAGAACUAUAAGAGGAGUCCAAAUUUUCUUUUCAUCCAAAACAGAUGUUUCAAUAUUUUGUUGUCAUAGGUAUUUGUUGCCCAACGAAAAUGUCCAGUGAUGGACUUAUUUAACACUCGCAUGACUCAGACAGUAUACUUUAUACAUUCAGACGAAAAUGUAUUCUGAAAGAUCAAAAAAGAGAAUCUUUAUUUCUUUUGUAUAUUUUGGUUUGCAGUGCAAACAUUCUAUGCAUUUACAAAAAAAGAAGCACUACAUAGAGUAUCUACUGGUAGGCCUUUGUGGUUGGUGUAAAAUCACUGUUAAAUGCCUGUUUUCACACAUUGACACCACGUUGUUUGUCGUGUUAAUUGUUAAAAGAAAAAAAAAAGACUUAAGAAAAAAACUUUGUGUAAGUAAUAAUUUAUUUUGUGCACACGUAUGUUUACAAAUGAGGCCACAUGUGUGUCACACUUUCAUACCUGUGCACCCAUCCGUCCGUGGAGCUGUCUCCUCUGUUGUCCUCUCUUUCAGUUUUACAUGCACUCACUCCAACUUCUGUCCAUCAUUCUGUAAGCCAAAUCCAAGCAGAGGGGUCCGAGUUCCUAGCGAUCUU
Alosa sapidissima (American shad) is the source of this 3018-nucleotide messenger RNA. RefSeq names its product POU class 4 homeobox 1 (gene pou4f1). Gene Ontology annotation, molecular function: DNA-binding transcription factor activity, RNA polymerase II-specific; RNA polymerase II cis-regulatory region sequence-specific DNA binding. NCBI's taxonomy places the organism in Eukaryota, Metazoa, Chordata, Actinopteri, Clupeiformes, Clupeidae. Gene Ontology annotation, biological process: regulation of transcription by RNA polymerase II. The transcript is spliced from 2 exons. The record is from RefSeq and is a predicted model, not a curated record. Bases 553 to 1647 code for a protein of 364 amino acids.